This is a messenger RNA of Debaryomyces fabryi, 4197 nucleotides long. It is a transcript of the gene LYS2, whose product is annotated as L-aminoadipate-semialdehyde dehydrogenase. Gene Ontology annotation, molecular function: L-aminoadipate-semialdehyde dehydrogenase [NAD(P)+] activity; phosphopantetheine binding. Gene Ontology annotation, biological process: L-lysine biosynthetic process. The transcript has a single exon. The record is from RefSeq and is a predicted model, not a curated record. The coding region runs from base 1 to 4197 and encodes 1398 amino acids. Lineage: Eukaryota; Fungi; Ascomycota; Pichiomycetes; Serinales; Debaryomycetaceae.
AUGUCAAAUCAAGAAUUUUGGUUAAAUUAUUUAGAUAGUCCUACAUUAUCGGUUUUACCUCAUGACUUUUUAAAGCCCGCUAAUAAUCAAUCAGUUGAAGCUUCUUACAGUUUUGAAGUUUCAGACAAGAAAAAGAAUGAUUUUUCAUUAGGAUUGGCUGUAUUUGGUGCUUUAAUCUAUAAAUUGACUGGUGAUGAAGACAUAGUUGUUUCUACUGACACUGAAUCAAGUCACAAGGAAUUCAUAGUCAGAAUGAACUUGACUCCUACAUUGAAGUUCAAUGAGUUAUUAGAUAAUGUCAAAAAGGAAUAUGAAAACAAUUCUAAGAAAAUUGACUACGAAUCGUUGGACGAAGUCGCUGAAUAUAUUAAAACGUCCAAGAAAUUGGAAGAUUACCCAACAUUGUUCAGAUUGUCAUAUCAACAUGAAAACCCAGCUCAGCAAUUGUCAACCACAGUUCAGGGUUCUAUCCGUGAUUUAGCAUUCUUUGGUCCAGGAAAAGAUGGAAAAUUCAGCAUUUACUAUAACUCUUUAUUAUACAAAUAUGACAGAAUUGUGAUUUUGGCUGAACAAUUUCAGAAAUUUUUAGGAGCAGUUUCUGCAAAUCCUAGCAUUGAGAUUUCCAAAGUGAACUUAAUGACUGAUUCACAAACCAGUAAGUUACCAGACCCAACUUUAGAUUUGGAUUGGUCGGGAUAUCGUGGUGCUAUACAAGAUAUCUUCAUGAAAAAUGCUGAGGAAAACCCUUCAAGCACAUGUGUUGUAGAAACAAAAUCGUUCUUGGACCCUAAGUCUAAAACCAGGUCAUUUAAUUAUCAACAAAUCAACCAGGCCUCUAAUAUCGUGGGUAACUAUUUAAAGGAAACUGGUAUUAAGAAAGGUGAUAUUGUUAUGAUCUAUGCUUAUAGAGGUGUUGAUUUAAUGAUUGCCGUUAUGGGUGUUUUAAAAGCCGGUGCUACUUUCUCUGUUAUUGAUCCUGCUUACCCACCUGCUAGACAAAAUAUUUACCUUUCGGUUGCAAAACCUAGAGGUUUAAUUGGUAUUGAGAAAGCGGGUGUCUUGGACUCUCUAGUUGUUGAUUUCAUUGAUAAAGAAUUGGAUGUUGUUACUACCAUUCCUCAAUUGAAAGUUAAUGAUGAUGGGACUUUGGUUGGUGGACAUACAGAUGAUCAGUCAGUUGAUUGCUUACAAGCAUACGAAAGUUUUAAGGACAAGCCUACAGGAGUCAGAGUUGGCCCUGAUUCUAACCCAACUUUGUCUUUCACUUCUGGUUCCGAAGGUAUUCCUAAAGGUGUAUUAGGUCGUCACUAUUCGUUAGCAUACUAUUUCCCAUGGAUGUCUAAACAAUUUAACCUUUCAUCUAAAGAUAAAUUCACUAUGUUAUCAGGAAUUGCCCAUGAUCCUAUUCAGAGAGAUAUGUUCACUCCUUUAUUCUUGGGUGCCCAAUUAUUAAUUCCAACAUCUGACGAUAUUGGAACUCCUGGAAAAUUGGCGGAUUGGAUGGCUGAAUAUGGUGCUACAGUUACUCAUUUGACUCCAGCUAUGGGUCAGUUGUUGAGUGCUCAAGCAACGACUGCUAUUCCAAGUUUGCACCAUGCUUUCUUUGUAGGUGAUAUUUUGACUAAGAGAGAUUGUUUGAGAUUGCAAAGUUUAGCAGAGAAUGUUUACAUUGUCAACAUGUAUGGUACUACUGAAACCCAAAGAUCUGUUUCCUUCUUUGAAAUCAAGAGUCGUAAAGCAGAUCCAGUUUACUUGAAGAAUUUGAAAGAUGUCAUGCCUGCUGGUAAAGGUAUGCAUAACGUCCAAUUGUUAGUUGUUAAUAGAUACGAUUCUUCACAAACCUGUGGUGUGGGUGAAGUUGGUGAGAUUUAUGUUAGAGCAGCUGGUUUAGCUGAAGGUUACAGAGGAUUACCAGACUUGAAUGCAGCUAAAUUUGUCAAUAAUUGGUAUGUUGACCCUAAGAAGUGGACUGAACAAGAUGAAAAAAAUAAAAAUCCUUCAGAAACUUGGAGAGAAGAUGGAUGGUUCGGACCAAGAGAUAGAUUAUACAGAACUGGUGAUUUGGGACGAUACUUACCUGACGGUAAUGUUGAAUGUUGUGGCAGAGCUGAUGAUCAGGUUAAGAUUAGAGGGUUUAGAAUUGAAUUAGGGGAAAUCGACACUCACUUAUCUCAACAUCCAUUAGUCAGAGAGAAUGUUACCUUAGUUAAAAGGGAUAAAAAUGAAGAACCAACUUUAAUUGCAUAUAUUGUUCCUAAAAACACUCCAGACUUGAAGAACUUCACAUCAGAAGUCGCUACUGAAGAAUCAUCUGAUCCUGUUGUUGGAGGUUUGGUUGCCUACAGAGAAUUAAUCAAGGACAUUAAGGCCUACUUGAAGAAAAGAUUGGCUUCAUAUGCUGUUCCAACCAUGAUUGUUCCAUUAGCUAAGUUACCAUUGAACCCUAACGGUAAGGUUGAUAAGCCAAAGUUGCCAUUCCCAGAUAGUGUUCAAUUAGCCGUUGUUGCAAAAUUAACUGCUGAUAGUAAGGGACAAGAUGCUGAACUGGAAAAUUUCAAUGAAUUGGAAUCAACUAUUCGUGAUUUAUGGUUAGAAGUAUUACCAAAUCGUCCUGCGUCUAUUGCUAGAGAUGAUUCGUUCUUUGAUUUAGGUGGGCAUUCUAUUUUGGGUACCAGAAUGAUCUUUGAAUUAAGAAAGAAGUUAUGCGUUGAAGUUCCAUUAGGUGUAAUUUUCAAGAACCCAACAAUUGAAGCCUUUGCUCGUGAAGUUCAAAAGUUCAUUAAGAAUGAUGAUUUCGAAUUGGCAGGUAACGAGGAAACUAAUGAUGAUGAAACCAAGGCUAAAUCUGUUGAUUAUGCCGGUGAUGCUGCAGAAUUAAUCAAAACCAGCUUAUUGCCUCAAUACGAAUCGCGUACCUCACUUGACACAUCAGAAACCAUUAAUGUAUUCCUUACCGGUGCUACUGGAUACUUGGGCUCUUUUAUUGUCCGUGAUUUAUUGUCAGCACGCCCAGGAAAGUCAGUAAAGAUUUAUGCUCACGUUAGAGCUUCGUCUAAGGAAGCUGGUUUCGAAAGAUUGCGUAACACCGGUUUGACCUACGGCAUAUGGGAUGAAUCUUGGAAUGAAAAAAUUGAAGUAGUUCUUGGUGACUUAUCAAAGCCAAAAUUUGGUAUGGAAGAUACCACCUGGAAUAAGUUAGCUGAAACUAUUGAUGUUAUUAUUCAUAAUGGUGCAUUUGUUCACUGGGUUUAUCCAUACUCUCAAUUAAGAGAUGCAAACGUCAUUAGUACUGUUAAUGUUUUAAACUUGUGUGGUUCUGGUAAGGCUAAGCAAUUUGCAUUUGUUUCAUCUACUUCAGCUAUUGACACUGAUCACUUUGUCAGAUUAUCCGAUGAUUUGGUUUCCAAGGGAUUGGCUGGUAUUCCAGAAUCUGAUGAUUUAUCUGGCUCUGCAAAGGGCUUGGGAACUGGUUACGGUCAAUCCAAAUGGGCAUCUGAACGUAUCAUCAGAACUGCUGGUGAACGUGGAUUAAAGGGUAGUAUUAUCAGAUCUGGUUAUGUUCUUGGAUUUUCUGAAACUGGUGCUACUAAUUCAGAUGACUUCUUGGUCAGAAUGUUAAAGGGUUGUGCAGAAUUAGGAUCUUACCCUGAUAUUUCCAACAACGUCAACAUGGUCCCUGUAGACCAUGUCGCAAGAUUAGUGGUUGCUUCUGCCUUCCAUCCUCCUCAAGAUGACCACUUAGCCGUUGUCCAUGUCACAGGUCACCCAAGACUCCAAUUCAAUACUUACUUGGGUACAUUGGCCGAGUACGGUUACGAUGUUUCGAUCGACGACUACCCAACCUGGAGAUCGGCAUUGGAAAGAUUCGUAGUCCAGGACUCCAAAGACUCCGCAUUGUUUCCAUUGUUGCAUUUCGUUUUGGAUAACUUGCCUCAGAACACCAAGGCACCAGAAUUGGACGACUCCAAUGCUGCUAAAGCUUUGAAAUCUGAUGAAAAGUGGUCUGGUGUAGAUGUCAGUGGUGGUAAAGGUAUCGACGUCAAGCAAAUGGGUGUCUACAUAAGCUACUUAGUCAAAGUAGGUUUCUUACCAAAACCAACCAAGAAGGGUUUGCCAUUGCCAGAAGUUGAUAUCUCUGAUGAAACUGUCAAAUUGAUCACUUCUGGUGCUGGUGGUCGUGGAUCUGCUGCCAAAUAG